Oryza brachyantha (malo sina) is the source of this 760-nucleotide messenger RNA. RefSeq names its product protein FERTILITY RESTORER RF2, mitochondrial-like. Gene Ontology annotation, biological process: thylakoid membrane organization; chloroplast organization. The coding region runs from base 163 to 648 and encodes 161 amino acids. NCBI's taxonomy places the organism in Eukaryota, Viridiplantae, Streptophyta, Magnoliopsida, Poales, Poaceae. The record is from RefSeq and is a predicted model, not a curated record. Gene Ontology annotation, cellular component: chloroplast. The transcript is spliced from 5 exons.
CGCCGCCGCCGCCGCCCUGAGGCCUCGCUCCUCGGCGCCUCGCCGUCGCCGUCGCCGUCGCCGUCGCCGUCGGCCACCCCCGCGACGCACCGGCCAGCCGGUCUCUGCCUCCAGAUUCCACAUCAGAGCGCUGCAGGCGGGCCUUGGUGCUAUUUUCUCCCAAUGUCAGCAAUCACUAUGCAGUUCCCAUUGCCACAACCUGUAGUUGCGUCUGCUGCGAUCGUACUAUCCACAGAAAAAUGUAAUAAAUUGGCCAUGCCAUGUCCACAAAUUCUGAGGAACAAAGUCAACUCCCUAUCAUUUUCUGGGAAAGUGUCAACUAAACCAACAAUGCAUAGUUUCAGAUGCCAUGCGACUCAAACCCAAAGCGCGCAGCGGAAAUCUGCUACUGCAACCAUCCAACGGUCUGAGCCCAAAGGGAAGCUUAAAGGACCUAAACUCGAUGAUGGCAGCGGAGGGUUUCCGCCAUUCCGUUUUGGGAAAGGCGGUGGAGGUGGCGGCGGCGGCGGCGGGGGCAGUAACUAUCUCGGCGGGUUCCUCCUGUUCACCUGCGUUUUGCUCAUGGAUUACCUGAAGGAAUUCGAGAAGAACUUGCUUCUGCAAAGGCAUCGUAUGGGAGACGAAGCCACCGUUGCUGGCCUUUCAUAGUUUUUGUUAUCAGCAAAUUGGCUGACCGUUACUACAUAUCAUACUUUGAGAUUAACCUAAUCCAUACAUUUUGGAUUGAUGUACCAGCAAUACAGCCAAAUAUGUUUUUUUU